AUGGGCAUGCUGUGGACCCGGCCGGCCCAGAUGGCUAUAAAGGGAGCCAUUUCCCCUCAGAUGGCACAGCUAAGCAUAUCCAAAUCCAGAAUCAAUCUGACCAUGGAGGACCUAUCAAUGGACGAACUUCUCAAUUGGGGUACUGGGGAAUUGACGGAAUUUCCCGAUUUCGACUUUUUUGAUUCUGUUAUCUCCCUCGACAACCAGAGCCAAUUUCUGGAAGACGUGCCAGAGCUCACCCCCGAUCACCAGCCUGCGGCGCAGGACACGAUCGACGCCAUCAAUGCCAUGAACAGACUAGUUGGUGAAUUAUCCAGCCGAGUCACGGCCCUUGAGGACCAGCUUCAAUCCGAGCACAGAAAGCGGGAGGCCCUGGAACAUUAUAUUGAAGAAUUACAGGCAUUCUUGGGACAGUUCAGCUUUGCCGUUCAGAAAUAA
Aspergillus tanneri is the source of this 438-nucleotide messenger RNA. RefSeq lists its product as uncharacterized. The transcript is spliced from 3 exons. Lineage: Eukaryota; Fungi; Ascomycota; Eurotiomycetes; Eurotiales; Aspergillaceae. The record is from RefSeq and is a predicted model, not a curated record. Bases 1 to 438 code for a protein of 145 amino acids.